Messenger RNA from Adineta ricciae, 1818 nucleotides. The record is from the annotation of a GenBank genome assembly. Lineage: Eukaryota; Metazoa; Rotifera; Eurotatoria; Adinetida; Adinetidae.
AUGAAGAUUAGAUUGACGCUUAACAAUGAUAAGCAAAAAGAAGACGACCUCAUCGAUGUCUCUAUAGAUGCAUCAUCAACCAUUUCAUCAUGGUUAAUCGACUAUUACUUCACAAAAAUCUAUUUCAAUCAAGUCAAAUCAUCGAAUAAGUCGAUCCAACCGAACAAUAUCAUUGGUUUACAUGAUAUGUUUAUCAUCUAUCAAAUUAUUCAAUCACCUUCAACAUCGACGCAGUUUUUCGACUUAUGUAAAGCGAAACUUUCAGAUAAGAACGACGAAGUAGUGUUAGAAAGUUACAAUAAUUAUUUAAAGCGAUGUGGGUUAAAAGAUAUAAUCGAUCUGUUCCACGAUUGUCGAUUACCAUCAUUGAUCAAACAAGUGACUUUCAAUAUCACGAAUGUCAGCAAUGAACUUGAACAAUUAUUUUGCGAUCAUUUAUUAGAACUUGCAAUAGAGCACGAAGUUUGCAAUGAACAAACGGAAUCUUUUUCUUCGGACACGAAAGAAAACAUCAUCAAACUGUUUGAUGACAAGAAAAAACAUGUAGAACAAACAAUUAGUAAAAAUUACAUUAAGCAUACUUUAUGUACGUAUCUUUCACUUUUGUUGGAUACACGCAAUGAACACGCUCUUAUACAUUGUCUUGCAACACCGGCGCGGAUUGGUAUUGAACGCCGAACGGUAGUUGAGCUGCGCCGAUUGACAAAAUUACCGAAGAAUGAAUGUUUAACCAUCUAUCAAAUACUCCUUUCAUUUCUUCGACGCAAAGAGUUGUUAUUAAGCCGACUGUCGUCCUCACAAACAGAGACAACAACGAAUGAUGAUGAAUCGUUUGUUAUAUUGGAUAAAUAUUUCAAUGGGAUUAAAGAAUUUUUUGAUUUUAUUGAACAACUACAAAUGAUAAUCGAAGAAAAUGAACAUCUUCGAAUCGAAUCAAUUGUGACGUUUCGGAAAUUGACAACGCUUAUUUCCAAACAAUUACGUAAGGAUACAUCAUUUAGUCGAUGUGAGACAAUAUUCAAAGAAACAAUCGAAGAAUUUGUGGAAUGUUUCGAAACAACGCUCAAAGUUACUAAUUGCGCGUCGCCCAUUCGAUCGGCAUCUUCGGGAGGUACACUAGCUGGCCGUCGUUUCCUUCGCUCUGUUGCUUAUCUAUGUGCAAAACAAACGAUUCACUUACCGAUACUACUACCCAACAAUGACCAUUACAAUAGUCCAUCAACCGGAUUACGAAAAGCAACAGCAUUUCGACUCUUACAAAGUCCGGUGACGCCGGUUGCAGUUACUGUUAAACAACCUGUUGAAAUACUAACUGAGGAAAAACCGAUCGAUACUCCUGUUGAAUCUGUGUUCAUGUGGAAACAGAAGAACGAAAUUCAAAUGGAAGGAAAUGCCACAUCGAAGAGGAAGAAAUUUCAGCGACGAAAAUCACAACGAUGCUUGGAUUUAUCGUCGGUCGAAGAGCAAACUUUGCAUACGGAUUCAUUAACAAACCAUUCGACGGAUUCUAAUGAAAAAACGUUCUCGUCAGGCUCAUCAGGUUCAGCCCGUCAACCGCUGGGAGAAAUAGAUGUCAGUUCGUUGAUUAGCGAAGAACGUCAAGCAGCCGAUAGUGAAACAAAUGAGAAGAGUCAAUCUCAGAAGUCACUGCCAUUAGUUAGUAAUGAUGAUCAAGAGAAUCAAUCGAUUAACAAAAAUAAACGAACGAUUGCGUCAACAAAUGUUGACGAACCACGUAAAAAGGCGAAGAAAACGAAUGCAAAACCACUGAUUGUUGGUCAAAAGAUGAUCACGAACUUCUUUCGUUCGAAAGCUUAA